This is a messenger RNA of Cicer arietinum (chickpea), 1056 nucleotides long. NCBI's taxonomy places the organism in Eukaryota, Viridiplantae, Streptophyta, Magnoliopsida, Fabales, Fabaceae. The record is from RefSeq and is a predicted model, not a curated record.
AGAGAGAGAGAGAGAGAGAGAGAGAGAGAGAGAGAGAGAGAGAGAGAGAGAGAAAGAGGAUGGAAGGAAUACCGCACCCAAUACCUCGAACAGUUGAGGAGGUUUUCAGCGACUUUAAGGGCAGACGCGCUGGAUUGAUCAAAGCCCUCACUAUAGACGUUGAAAAGUUUUACCAGCUCUGCGAUCCCGACAAGGAGAAUUUAUGCCUUUAUGGAUAUCCAAAUGAAACAUGGGAAGUGAAUUUGCCUGUUGAGGAAGUGCCUCCUGAACUUCCGGAGCCAGCAUUAGGUAUAAACUUUGCUAGGGAUGGCAUGCAGGAGAAGGACUGGUUAUCGCUGGUUGCAGUUCACAGUGACUCAUGGCUGCUAGCUGUUGCUUUCUACUUUGGUGCCCGCUUUGGAUUUGGUAAGAAUGAAAGGAAAAGACUUUUUCAGAUGAUAAAUGAUCUGCCGACUAUCUUUGAGCUUGCGACAGGAACUGCUAAGCAAUCAAAGGACCAACCAACUGCUCACAACAAUGGUAGCAAUAGUAAAUACAAAUCAAGCGGAAAGUCCCGCCAAUCUGAGUCCCAGGCCAAGAGUGUGAAGAUGUCUGCACCACCCAAAGAAGAGGAUGACAGUGGAGAGGAGGAAGAAGAAGAUGAUGAACAGGGUGCAACCUGUGGUGCUUGUGGUGAUAAUUAUGGCACUGAUGAAUUCUGGAUCUGUUGUGAUAUGUGCGAGAGAUGGUUCCAUGGUAAAUGUGUUAAAAUUACUCCCGCCAAGGCUGAACACAUCAAGCAAUACAAGUGCCCCAGCUGCAGUAACAAGAGGCCAAGAGUUUGAUAGCUCUGAACCUUUAAACAACAGACAAAAUUUAGAAUGUUUGAUAGCAUUUUUACAACUGAAACCAUUGUUGCCUGUUCUAGUCAAUGCACUUUAGUGACUAUGCAGAUGAAAUUUCAAGUUUUGUGACCGUUCAUUCCUACUGUCUACUCUUGUUGGGAAUUCGCGUUUUUUAAGUAGUCAUUAGCAACAAAGAUAUUAUAUAAUUAUAUUCUGCAGUUUCUGGUUUUAA